GAAAAGUUCAUAACUUUGACCACUUUGAUUGAAUCAUUUUCUUGAAAAUAUUAUUAAGUAGAGAGAUUGGUACACAUAUUCAUAUCAUUCAACGUCGUUCUCGUUACAAGAAAGAGAGAUAGGUAGAGAAGAAGAGAGUGUGAGAGAGAGGCAAAAGAGAUGGCUACGAACCCUGAUUUUCUUCGGUGCAAAGAAGAAAGAAAUAACGAAAGCUUCUUCAAGGUGCUUCAGAGUGUUGUUGAUGUUUCUUCAGAAACCUUGCGGGCACUUCCUCAUGACUUUGUGAGAAGCUUCACCGACAAAGAGCUCUUCGGUAAGAUGAAGAUAAGAACGCAAUGGGGACGCUCUUGGGAAGUAGGAAUCUCCAAAAACCCGAGAUUUUACUACAUGGAAAAGUCUGGAUGGGACAGGUUUGUGAGGGACAACUCCUUGGGAAACAAUGAGUUUAUUACCUUCACUCACAAAGGAAAUAUGCACUUUACUUUGAACAUCUUUAAGCUAGAUGGGAAGGAGAUGAUGCAACCUCCACAAUCCAGAGCCUUGUUGGCUUCUUCAAGUCGUUUCAAAACUGAACAAGGGGAAGAUGACAAGAAGGAAGAGGUGGUGUCUGAGUUGAGUGAUCGUGGCAGGACAACCGCAGCUGAAUCUAAUGGAAGGAAGCUCAACCUUAGGAAGAAGGCAGCUGAGGAGUCCCAAGAAUCUAAAAGGACCGAGAAAUUAGGAGCCUUUUCAUUGGUCAUUUUCUCUACUGCUACAGAAUUCACCAGCUUAGUCAAGCAAGGGUAUCUCAAAUUCCUGAGGCUCCGAACUUCUGUUGCUAAGGAUCAUAUGCCGGAUGAGAAAACAAUGUUCAAAAUCCAUCACCCAAAUGGGAAGAAAUGUUGGGAUGUGGUUUAUUUGGGGAGGUUUGGAGUUUUCUCUGGUGGAUGGUCACGUUUGGUUAAAGAGUAUCCCCUUGUUGUUGGAGAUACCUGCAAAUUUACAUUCAUCAAACCAGAGGAGCUACUUCUAGUUGUCUCCAAACCCUAAUGAUGAUGGAUGUGAGGGUGUCUUGGAGAAGAUAUUACUACUGAUUAAAACAACUCUGUGUUUAUUGAUGUUGUCUUAAUACUUUAGUUUGGUUUUAAGUUGGCAUCUGAACUUUGCUUCCUGUCUGUCUGACGUAUCUCUGUAGCUUAAUAUGUUGGGACCAAUUAUCAAAAUCAUUAUAUGUAUGAAUGACUCUAAAAUCAAAUUAUCAACCUAAUGGUAACUUU
This is a messenger RNA of Arabidopsis lyrata subsp. lyrata, 1256 nucleotides long. RefSeq names its product B3 domain-containing protein At2g16210. Bases 160 to 1029 code for a protein of 289 amino acids. NCBI's taxonomy places the organism in Eukaryota, Viridiplantae, Streptophyta, Magnoliopsida, Brassicales, Brassicaceae. Gene Ontology annotation, molecular function: DNA binding. The transcript is spliced from 5 exons. The record is from RefSeq and is a predicted model, not a curated record.